Saccoglossus kowalevskii is the source of this 2491-nucleotide messenger RNA. Its product is annotated as FAST kinase domain-containing protein 3, mitochondrial-like. Gene Ontology annotation, cellular component: mitochondrial matrix; ribonucleoprotein granule. Gene Ontology annotation, molecular function: RNA binding. NCBI's taxonomy places the organism in Eukaryota, Metazoa, Hemichordata, Enteropneusta, Harrimaniidae. The record is from RefSeq and is a predicted model, not a curated record. Gene Ontology annotation, biological process: regulation of mitochondrial mRNA stability; mitochondrial RNA processing.
AUGUUAGCAGUGAGAGGAUUGUUUCAACUCGGGAGAACAUGUUAUUGUUUUAUUGCAAGGCCUAAAACAACUAGACUGGUAACAUCAACAGUGUCAUGGAAACCAUCACUAUGGCAACCACAUAUACGUGGAGUGUCUUCAGUAUAUAUACAAAAAAGGUUCUACCAACCAGAUACUAUGCUGCGUAUCAUUCUGCAGUGCCACGAUGUGCCGCAUAUAUUCCGAGUUAUUUCCCAGAACCCUACUAAGGCAUACCCACAUCACUUAGCGAUCGGUAUUAGAUACGCGGUAGAAGUUUGCGACGAGAACAAUGAAGGGUAUGAGUUUAUCAAUACCAGUGAAUUUCAACAAAUAUCCGAUAAACUAGCAUUAAACUGCGGCACGUUGAGCAACGUGAAUCUUUUACGAACUGUAGAAUGUCUGAAGUCAAUUGGUGUUGCGAAUAAUAUGACUUUACUUGUAGCGUUAGUGAAUGAGUGUAGUCGUCGAAUUCCUGCCUUUGCAGUUCACGAUGUAUCAAAACUUUUAGAAUAUCUUAUUAUUCUUAAAGUGGAUAAUACAGCUUUAAUUGAUUCUUGCGUUAAUCGUAUUGAGUCACAUUUAAAUCAGAUAACCAAUGGGAGAAUACUCGUCCCUUUGUUGGGUUAUUAUGAGAAGAAAUUUAACGAAUUGACUGAAAAAAGCAGUGACGAUCAUCAAACUGAGUUGAAAAUCUUGAGUCAGCGUGUCACCCCUAUAUUGGAGGUAUUUUUACGAUAUAACAAGUCUCCGGUAAUUCACGAUAUUCUUAAAAUUGGUAAUUUAGCAUCAUUCUGCCUACAGUGGGGAAUUCAAAGUGAUGACCAGGUGCUGCUGGAGUCGCUACUCCAUAACCGCACAUUCUUUCAAUUCCCACACGAGGAAUUUAUCCACACACUGUGUUGUGAAAUGCCGCAGCAUUUCAAGACUUUAGACUUGUCGACAAUCAGUCUUAUAAAUCGCUAUGUUUCGUGGCACGCUGUAAGGGACACAAUGUUAUUGGACGCCAUCUCCGAGUUCAUCACCGACAACAUUUCUCGUCUGAAAGUUGCCGAUCUGCAGCGACUGUUACUGCCACUGGGAAAGUUGAACUACCUGCCAAAAAAUUGUUCGCAAUUGUUCGCCAAGAUUGAUGAGAUGAUGCAGAAACAUUUUUGGUUGUCUCCCAUGGCGACAGUUAAUGUGAUGCUGUCGUUAAUUCAGAUGGGUCAUUUCUCAGCGUUGCUAAGCAAUCUUCUAUCACCAAAUUUCUUAGAGAAUCUGUCAAAUAGCGGUGCCUAUCGCUUUGACGACAUGAAACCCAAACUAUGUAUACUUGACAAGGCAAUUGAGUUGGAUUACCCAGCAUACAAUGGGGCUAGACUUCCUGACGAUAUCAAAAUAACAGCAUUUUAUAGUCAAAAAGAUCGAUUCAAACCGUCUCAACAUUUACGUGACGUGACAACGUGUAUGGAUAAGAUAACGACUGGUACGCAAUUCUACAACUACAGACCUGUCUUGUUGCCUGGUUACAGAGCAGAUUUUGAGUUUUUCCUUGAUGAGGAUGGCAAUUUUCUUCCUGUCAAAGAUUUUGUUGCAGAUCCAGAUAUUGACGCUGUUCAGGGAAAGGUAAUUUCCCAACAGAAUGAUCUUAAAAUCACCUCAGAAACAUUAUCCAAUCAAAGACUAGUACAUGGUUUCACCAAUCAACAGCAAAACAAUACGAUGUCAUUACCUGAUUUAUCCAAACAGUUUGCUGGCAAUCUGUUUCAGCAGGGAAGUCUUAAUCCGUAUUUAGUGAAAGAACCUGAAGCUAUUGAUAAAAUAGAAGGGUCAGAUAAUGCUGGAUAUUGUGAUGAAUCUGAUGAUGGAAACCUGACCAAAAAUGAGGGUUUUUACAGCAAAAAUGCUGCUUAUGAUAGCGAUGAUAAUUGCAACGUUGGCAGCGAUGCCUUUUACGCAACUUAUGGAAAAAAGCCAAUAAUGAAUCCUUUUGGUCUGAUAUUCCAGAACAGCACUUCAAAUAAUGAUAAUGCGGAGAAAUCGGAUUCUGAUGAUGAGACUACAUCAGCAGUUUAUCAAAAGAAAGAUUCUUCGGAUUAUCUUCUGAAAGAGCAGCAAGAGUUUGAAUUUGAACAACCGGAUGAGAUUGAGAACCAGCAGAGUAUGGAAUUUGUUGAUAAACAAAAUGUGUUGCCAUGGCAACUAGCAGCAAAAUCAGACUAUUUUAGACGUGUUAUUGUUCUAGUACAAGACAAGCUAUACUACACUCAUAAAAGUAUAAUGCUGUUAUCCAGACAAGAUAUGCAAAUCAGACACCUAAAAGCUAUGGGUUUUGAUCUUAUCCAGCUGCCAUACUAUGAGAUAGACAAAUUAGACGAUAUAGAGCAGUUAACAGAGUAUGUGAAGGCAAAGAUAUUUACACCAAAAACAGCAGACUGAACCAGGCUAUAGUAAUGACUAGGCAGAGGUUAUGGAUUGCUUUAUUACGGUG